Menidia menidia (Atlantic silverside) is the source of this 1606-nucleotide messenger RNA. The record is from the annotation of a GenBank genome assembly. Lineage: Eukaryota; Metazoa; Chordata; Actinopteri; Atheriniformes; Atherinopsidae.
UUGGUUAGACGGCAGGCGGGACGGAGACACUGAGUCACGGACAAAUAGACUAUGGACGGAAUUUUCCCGAGGAUUUGACGUAAAGUGAACGUUUUUUUUUUUUGUAAUCUCUAACCAACGUGGACCAGUUUCUACAUUUGAUGAUGCCUCGGCUGGUCCCAACCGCUCCGAAUUACGUUUCGCUGCUGUGCUUGUUCGGCUGUUUUGCCCCCUUCCCUGUCUGCUCCAUCACCGUGAACACUCCAGCAGAGCUCCAUGCAUCCAAAGGGGAUACCGUCAAAUUGUCCUGCACGUUUUCCUCCACCAGCAGGCCGACCAGUAAGAUGACGGUAGACUGGUCUUACAGACCCCAGACGGGAGGCCCACCAGAGUCAUUUUUCCACUUCUCCUCCCGGGUGUUUCCCCCCACGGACGGCCCUUUCACCGGUCGGAUCCGCUGGCAGGGAAGCCCAGCGCGCGGGGAUGCCUCCAUCUCGCUCAUUAACGCCACCCUGACCGACAACGGGACCUACACGUGCUCGGUCAGAAACCCCCCCGACGUCCACGGGUCUCCAUCCUCACACACCGUGCUCACCGUCACGCCCAAAGCGCCCACACUUCGCUUCUCCGAUGUCACCGUCCUCCUCGCCUUCGUCAUCCUCCCAUCAGGUGUCAUCACCCUCAUCCUGAUUGGACGGAUGUUCUGUCCAAAGAAGGAGCGUAGCCAAUCGAAGGCCUACAGAUCACCCAUAGAGGUCGUAGAGGGGGAGGAGUACAUCAUCCACCAACAGGCAGCUAAAGAGAGUAAAACCUCAUGCUGCUACUUAUAUCUGAUGGACUCAGACGAUGAGGCAGAGUACUACAACCCUAAAAGGAGGCCACCAAUGGAUGACGACUACGUUGUUGAAUCUCAGUGCUAGAGAGCGGCAACCUCGUGCAUUAUAAUGCCUUAAUGGAAUUCAAAACCAGAUUUACAUGUUCUAUAUGACAAUCCACCUGUCAUGUCGGUGACAGGGUGCUCUUUUUGUAAAAAUUCCUUUCAAAAUUGCCACCAGCAUUCUGUUUAACACCAUAAGAUCUGCACGUAUUCGGGACACACUCAAGGAACCGGUUUUAUCCACCGAGGGAACAAAAAAGAGGAGAUUUUCUGUUUGCAUAGCAGUUUUGAUUCUUUCAAUCUACGCAGUACAUGCAUACAAGCAACAAAAAGAGCACUGUACAUAGUUUUUUUUCUUUUGCUAUUAUUUUCUCAGAUUUACAUACUGUAUGUCACUUUCUUAUUAUGAAGGAUGUGGAUAUAUUUUGCCUAAUUUAUUGCUUGUGUUAGUCUGGAAGCAGUCUUUAUCGAGCUUCAGUGAAACAUUUCUGUUAUUUGUUUCAUAUUAGGAGAGGAUAAAAGUGUCCGUGCUGUGUGGUGUGCUCCUCUGCGUGUGUCAGCUGGUGAUGCGUGUUCCGUCAUACUUAUUGGUAUAUUUUUUUGGAGGAUUCCUGUGUGUGGACAUCAGUGAUGAUCGUGGCUUAUUAGUCCUACAGUAGGAUAAAGAUGUGUUGUUGAGUUCAACAUUUUUGCCAAAAUAAAUCUUUAGAAAGAGUAUUGUUUUGGUUUUAAUGAGAGGAUGAUGAACAA